AUGCUGUUUUCCAUCAACGCGAGCAUCCCCAUCGUCAAAACCCGCACGCAGGCUGUGGGCAUGGUCUCAGCCUGCUAUGUCGGCGCCGGCAUCCUCAGCCCAACAAUCGGGUGUGCGAUCCUGCGCUGCGUCGGGCUUAAGGCCACUAUUGCGACAUGCCUAGCCAUCUCAUGCGUCGGGACACUCAUAUUCUGGCCUUGCGGGGCUGUCGGGUCGUAUACUGGCUUCGUCAUCGGCAACAUCAUGGUCGGGGCCAGCCUGGGCAUCAUGGAGAUAGUCGCCAGUACGUUCAACAGCCUCUGUGGGCCGCCCAGGUACGCGACGGCCCGGAUCUUGAUUGGUACCGGUCUGGAAGCCGUUGGGGGGACGUUGAGCUCGGUGCUCGCGACUAAGAUCCUCGCCAUCCACGUGGAGGACACUCACAAUCUGGUAGCGCUGCAGUGGGCUUACCUCAUCAUUGCGCUGUUCACAGUCCUGCUCGGCCUCCUCUACUGGUACGUGCCGCUCCCCCACGUCAUGGAGCCCGAGCUGCGGACCCGGCCCGGCAUCCUGGCUGUGGACACUUCCGAGAAGCAUCUCGGUGUGGUCCCUGUUAUCGUUGUCUCUCUGGGAGUCGCCGCCCUGUCUAGCUUCUGUGCCGCCGGGGCGUUGGCGAGUCUCCGAACCUCCAUCGGCAGUAUCCUGUCCAUUGUGUCGAACAGAACCAAGACGGCACUGGAGCUACCGAUCUCUGAUUUUCAAACCUCGCUCACAGCCAUUUACGCCGCUGUCAUCCUGCUCUCGGCGUGCGGAACCGGCAUCACCCUCGCGGCAGUCAUCUCCUCGGUUACGUUUCCAUCGGCCGCCAUGGUCCAGCAGGUGACUCUGGCCUUGUCGAUCCUCCUGGGGGGGAUUCCCAGCAUGGUCGUAGCCAUUGCUCUCCAAGGCCUCGGCUGGUGGAGCGCUCUGGCUUGCGGUCUGUUGAUUAGCAGCUGUAGCCUGGGAGCAGGCAUCUGGCCGUGGGUCAUGUUGGCUGUUUCAACCAACAAGUCGGCACAAUACGCGUACUGUAUCGUCGUCGCUCUCUUUGCGGUAGGCGGUGUUUUCCCUCUCUACCUCAGCCUGGUCCGCUCCGCCCGUGGUCGGGAGCGACCCCCUGAUUGGGAUUGGGGCUUCAUCGGCGCUGUAUUUCAGCGACGUUCUCGUCGCGUACAGGUGUAA
Messenger RNA from Fusarium redolens, 1200 nucleotides. RefSeq lists its product as uncharacterized. Gene Ontology annotation, biological process: transmembrane transport. The coding region runs from base 1 to 1200 and encodes 399 amino acids. Gene Ontology annotation, molecular function: transmembrane transporter activity. The record is from RefSeq and is a predicted model, not a curated record. NCBI's taxonomy places the organism in Eukaryota, Fungi, Ascomycota, Sordariomycetes, Hypocreales, Nectriaceae. The transcript is spliced from 2 exons.